AUGCUUCCAUCAUUAGCCUCUGAGCAAAAUCCAAAGUUAUCCUCUCAUUCGUGCUGCGAAAGGUCGUUGUUGGUUUCAUGUUCCGAAAGCAAAUCAUCCUGUGAGACUGAUGACAUUGAUGAGGAGGAAUUAAAAACUGUUGAAACUAUUUGUAACCAUUCCGUAAGCGAUAUGCAUGUGAUUCAUCAUCCAACAUUUAAAUUUGAAAUUGGAAAUUAUGGAAAAUAUAUUGUAGAUGCAUCUCUGUGUGGUGUAGGAAGUCAUUUAAGAAAACUUGGAGUGGACACUGAAUACAGCAAAGCAUACUCCGAUUCAUACAUUUUAUAUUUGGCGAGAACUCAAGAUCGAAUCAUUAUUACAAGAUCCACUAAAUUAUUACAAAAAAUUAAUCAACAAAAAGAGAAAAUUGAAAAUUAUAAGAAAAAGAUUGAGAUUUUAAAAGACAGAGAACUUGUAAAAAGCUUGAUACAACAACGGUUAAUGAAGCCUCGUACUGAAGAGGAGAUUGAAGAGGAAAUACAUGAAUUGACUGAAAUGAUUGAAGAGGAAAAACCAUAUAAAUAUUACUGGCUGACGUCCAUAGGAAAGCAUGAACAACUCUCAGAAGUGGUCAAUCACUUCAAAAUUAUAUUUAUUCGAGACAAUUUGUUUGGAAGAUGUUACAGUUGUAAUGGUGUUGUCGUGGAAGUGAAAAAGGAGGAUAUUGAACAUUUGGUGUAUGAAAAGACCUAUCUGAAUACGGAAAAAUUUACACAAUGUCAGAAAUGCAAGACAUGCUUUUGGGGAGAUGCCGAGAGAGGAAAUGCUUAUCAAAGAAAGUUCUUUUCUAACUCGAUAACUUUUUGUGAGAUGUACUCCUAUCAUCCAGAUUCUACCAAUGAAGAGAAGGAUAAUAGUAAAUAA
This is a messenger RNA of Naegleria fowleri, 903 nucleotides long. RefSeq lists its product as uncharacterized. The coding region runs from base 1 to 903 and encodes 300 amino acids. Lineage: Eukaryota; Heterolobosea; Eutetramitea; Acrasida; Naegleriidae. The record is from RefSeq and is a predicted model, not a curated record. The transcript has 3 exons.